GGGCUAGAUAAAAAAUUUAUAAGUUACUAAUAAACGAAUUUAGACGAGCCUACCAUUGACCCCCGAGCUACAGCCAACGCUCCGUCGCUCCCCGCCAAACUACCGGUCCUACACUCUUCCUUCCAAUAAAAGGAGAGUCAGAGAUUGGAGAUCAGAUGGCGGUGCUUCAAAUCAAGCUCAUCUUUCCCCUCCUUUUAUCGCUGUGUCUGCUUGUGCCUUUGACUCAAGCCACCACCACCAAGGUCGAAUACUGCGAUAAGCAUGCUGACUAUCCUGUUAAGGUUAGUGGAGUUGAGAUAUCUCCUUACCCCGUGGCCAGAGGCAAGCCAGCCACCUUCAGCAUUUCUGCAUCCACAGGUGGAGCAAUCUCUGGAGGAAAAUUGGUGAUUGAUGUUUCAUACUUUGGAUUGCACAUCCACUCCGAGACCCAUGAACUCUGUACGGAGACAUCCUGCCCAGUUUCUGCUGGUGACUUUGUGAUCUCUCACUCCCAGCUAUUACCUGGAUUUACUCCGCCAGGUUCAUACUCUCUUAAGAUGAGGUUGCAAGAUGCACAUAAUCAGCAGUUGACAUGCAUUGGCUUCGAUUUCAGCAUUGGGUUUGGAGAAUCUGAAGUAGCGGCUGAAUAGUUAAAUGCUUUGAAGUGUGAAUCGGUCACACCAAAUAAAUUAUGUAUAUGAAAUAUCUAUUACCUUUAUGCCAUUCUAUAAGUUGUAUCUACUUUAGCUUUGCUACUAGUGUGAAUGUGUGAUUAAUUGUGUGGAUUAAUCCAGUUACUUCUGGAAUAUUAAAUUUAAAGUUUAUUUGAAGAA
This is a messenger RNA of Cornus florida, 812 nucleotides long. RefSeq lists its product as uncharacterized. Gene Ontology annotation, biological process: intracellular sterol transport. The coding region runs from base 156 to 629 and encodes 157 amino acids. Gene Ontology annotation, molecular function: sterol binding. NCBI's taxonomy places the organism in Eukaryota, Viridiplantae, Streptophyta, Magnoliopsida, Cornales, Cornaceae. The transcript has 5 exons. The record is from RefSeq and is a predicted model, not a curated record.